AUGAUAAGCGGAGACAAGUCUUACUUUUAUAGAGUUGGAUUCUUCGGAUUGCAAGAUACUUUGUGGGAUAAUCAUGGAAAACAUUAUUAUAAACUUUGUACUAUUCAAGGUGCCGUUGAUUUUAUCUUCGGUGCUGGCCAGUCAUUGUUUGAGAGGUGUGGCAUAAAUGUAAUUGGAAGGGAAUUAGGAGAAGGAUUUAUAGGAUAUAUAACAGCGCAAGGGAGAGAAAAUCCAGGAGAUUCAAAUGGGUUUGUGUUCAAUAAUUGUAAUGUAUUUGGAGAUGGUUCUACUUUUUUGGGAAGACCCUGGAGACCUUAUGCCAGAGUUCUUUUCUACAAUACAAGUAUGGCCAACAUUAUUCAACCCGCUGGUUGGGAUCCAUGGGAUUCCUCUCAACAUGAGUAA
Messenger RNA from Arachis ipaensis, 405 nucleotides. NCBI's taxonomy places the organism in Eukaryota, Viridiplantae, Streptophyta, Magnoliopsida, Fabales, Fabaceae. The record is from RefSeq and is a predicted model, not a curated record.